Messenger RNA from Strongylus vulgaris, 171 nucleotides. The record is from the annotation of a GenBank genome assembly. Lineage: Eukaryota; Metazoa; Nematoda; Chromadorea; Rhabditida; Strongylidae.
GUGCUCGAACAUGCCGGAUUCAAUGAGCAGGAUCGUAAACGUGUUAUUGAAAUGGUAAUGGAAGUGUCAGGAGCUCGCGAGACAGUUGAUAAGGCUGUCAAGGUAUUUUACUUUGACGGCUACUUAUCCAUUUUAAUCACUUUUGUUGUAAAAAGGGAUGGAAUGUUGUAA